This is a messenger RNA of Henningerozyma blattae CBS 6284, 1443 nucleotides long. RefSeq names its product U2 snRNP complex subunit CUS1 (gene CUS1). Gene Ontology annotation, biological process: mRNA splicing, via spliceosome. Gene Ontology annotation, cellular component: precatalytic spliceosome; nucleus; U2-type spliceosomal complex. The transcript has a single exon. Lineage: Eukaryota; Fungi; Ascomycota; Saccharomycetes; Saccharomycetales; Saccharomycetaceae. The record is from RefSeq and is a predicted model, not a curated record. Bases 1 to 1443 code for a protein of 480 amino acids.
AUGGCCAGAAAAUCCAAAAAGAACAGUAAAAAGAUCGCCACCAAUGACAAAGCAGAAUUCACAAAAAUUUUAGAGGAAAGAAAAAAAAGCCAACAGCGGGCAUCUAAGAAUAAACAGAAAACUGAUAGUAAUAACAACUCCCAACUCUACGACAAAUUUAAAGAUUUAUUUCAAAAAUUUGAACAGCCAAAGAAUAUAUCAGAAAAUACAACUACUAUUUCUCAAGAUGCCCCAACUUUCGAGUCUAAUAAAAAAAGAAAAAUUAUAGAGGAUUCUAAUGCUAUAACCGAACCUACACAAGAUCUUAAAAUUGUAUCAGUAGAAGAAGAAGACAAUAACUCAAGACCUUCUAAACGGAAACUUCGCAAACUUACAAAGCCAACUUUAGCAGAGCUUAAAGGCAUUUCUAACUAUCCAGAAAAUAUUGAGUGGUUUGAUUGCGAUGCCCCAUACCCAUAUUUACUUGCAGGAAUUAAAACAUCUAAAAAUAUAAUACCAAUACCGCCAAGUUGGCAACAGAAAAGAGGAUAUCUAUCGGGACGUUCACUCUUAAAUAAAAGACCUUUCCAAUUACCUUCUAUAAUCAGAGAAACAGGUAUUGAGGAAAUGAGAAAAAUAUCUCUGGGUGAGGACAUAAGUAAUGAGAAAUCCCUAAAAGAAAUUACCAGAUCGAGAGUUCAACCUAAAACAGAUACAUUCGACUUGGAUUACAAAAAGUUAUACGAUGUAUUCUUCAAGAUAGGUAAAAAUUGGAAACCCUCUACCUUAUUACCCUUUGGUGAUCUAUAUUUUGAAAAUCGGAACCUAGUUGAAGAUGCAGAGUGGAAAUCUAAAACCAAAGACUUGGGUCCAGGUAAGUUAAGUUCAAGAAUGCGUAAUAUCAUAGGCUUAAAAGCGGGCCAACUUCCUCCUUGGAUUCAUAAGAUGAAAGAGCUUGGCCUACCGCCGAGUUAUCCAAGUUUAAAAAUUGUAGGAUUAAAUUGGGAUAUUAGUGAUUUGGUAGAUGGUAUAUAUGGUACUUUAGAAGAUACAUCUAGCGGCAACUCUAUAGAAUCAGGGUAUUUUGGAGAAAUGAUUAAUUUUGAACACGAUAGUGAACCAAAAAAAGAAUACAACUUUAAUAGUCAAAAUAAUACUACAAACGGCAAGAAAGAAACAGAUAUAUCUUUGACGGAAGUAGAUAUGCAAGAUUCUUCUGAUACAGGCAUAAUAAAAUCACAGAAUAUCAAUGAUGAUGGGAAGGAUAAACAAUUGUACAGAAUUUUAAAGGAAAAUACCGAAUCUUCAGAUUCGAUUGACAGAAUCUCAACCUCUAAAAUAUACAAUUUAAUUUCUGAUUCCAAUAAGAGUUCAUCAUCAAGCUUUCCCAGUGGGAAUCCAAAAACAAACUCAGAAUCGGAGAAAGAGGAAGAUUCAAAAUACAGACAGAAUUUCAAAUUUUAA